Molecule: messenger RNA, 3599 nt
Organism: Carcharodon carcharias (great white shark)
Lineage: Eukaryota; Metazoa; Chordata; Chondrichthyes; Lamniformes; Lamnidae
Gene: epc2
Product: enhancer of polycomb homolog 2 (Drosophila)
Exons: 14
Coding region: 322-2745 (807 amino acids)
Biological process (GO): regulation of transcription by RNA polymerase II
Cellular component (GO): piccolo histone acetyltransferase complex
Source: RefSeq, a predicted model, not a curated record
AUUGCUGCUUUAAUGUCCGCCAUGUUUGCCGUGGCGCAUGUCGCGGACCGACGGCCAAAUUUCGGUUUCUCGGGCUCGGCUCGGUCGGCAUGAGGGGCAUUUCGAGGAGCGCCCUAUCCACCCAGGGGACGGACUCCUUAACUCGCAUCCAUGAGCGGCUCCGGGCGUCCCGCCGCCGAUUUAAGACUGGUCUAAAACGCCAUCUUUGUGCCAGUGAGGUCCGCUCCUUUUUCUGCGCGGUGUGUGCAGUAACCUCGCGGCGAUAAUUGGGGAUUUUAUUUUCGGGGGUUAAAAUUCCUCUCCCGGCCUCCGCGCAGCACCAUGAGUAAACUCUCGUUCCGAGCGCGGGCGCUGGACGCCGCCAAGCCGCUCCCCAUUUACCGGGCGAAGGAUCUGCCGGAUCUUCAGGAUUGCGUCUCCAUCAAUAGGGCCGUGCCGCAGAUGCCGACCGGUAUGGAGAAAGAAGAGGAGUCGGAACAUCAUUUGCAGAGAGCUAUUUCAGCCCAGCAGGUCUUCAGAGAAAAAAGGGAGAAUAUGGUCAUUCCAGUGCCUGAGGCAGAGAGUAAUGUCUCUUACUAUGAUCGUCUAUACAGGGGGGAAUUCAAGGUUCCAAAACAGCUCAUUCACAUUCAGCCUUUUAAUCUGGAUAGUGAACAGCCAGAUUAUGACAUGGACUCUGAAGAUGAGAUCUUAUUCAAUCGUCUAAAUAGAAAGAUGGAGAUUAAACCAUUGCAAUUUGAAGAGAUGUUUGACCGACUGGAAAAGGCUACUGGGAAUCAGCUUGUAUCUAUUCAAGAGGCCAGAUUGCUUUUGAAAGAAGAUGACUACCUGAUAAAAGCAGUGUAUGAUUACUGGGCAAGGAAACGCAAAAACUGCAGGGCACCCUCCCUUAUCCCCUUGGUGAAACAGGAGAAAAGAGAUGGUUCCACUAACAAUGAUCCAUAUGUUGCUUUUCGAAGGAGAACAGAGAAGAUGCAGACGAGAAAGAAUCGCAAAAACGAUGAAGCUUCAUAUGAGAAAAUGUUGAAGCUGCGUCGCGAGUUCAGCCGGGCAGUUACCAUUCUAGAAAUGAUUAAGAGGCGGGAAAAGACUAAAAGGGAUUUGCUUCAUCUUACACUGGAUGUGGUUGAGAAAAGGUAUCAUAUGGGUGACUUUGGUGGAGAAAUUAUGAGUGAGCUGAGGACUCUGAAACAAGAAAAGAUGGUCUCCAACACUCCAGUAUCUCUUCACAAUGGUAAUCAUUACAAAGCACCUGAAAGCAAGAUUGUUAAGCAACAACAGCCACACCUGAUGUCAUUCAAAGAGGAGGUUACUGAUACUGUUCGAGUAAAAAAGAAAUAUGUGAAGAAGAAACAUAAAACUUCAGAGUGUGUUGUUUUACACCAUCCGACUAGCACAGAAUUACAACCAGCCCUGAAGAGGGACAUUAAGCAGUAUGACUUUCUCAGUUCUGAUGAAGAGUCUUACACGCAGGUCCCUUCUCCUGUAUCGGAGCCGGAAGAAGACAGUGAUCCUGAUGGGCUUUUUGCUUUCAGGAGGAAAGCAGGUUGCCAGUACUAUGCUCCUCAUUUGGAUCAGAUGAGCACGUGUCCAUGGCAGACUCCUGAACCAGCUGGGCUAAGUGAAUCACGGUACAGGUACUGCUUAACCACACUCACCGUUCCAAGAAGGUGCAUAGGUUUAGCACGGAGGCGCAUAGGUCGUGGAGGAAGGUUUUUGUUAGAUCGUGCAUCCACAGAUCAUGAUCACAUUCUACGCCAAAUUGACCCAGAAAUGCUGUCAUCUCCUAGCUCCCCAGCUGCUUUACCGUCUGAUGACUCAUGGACCAUUUCUUCCAAUAAAGACUUUACAAAUAGACUGUCACUUAGUGAAAUACUAAGCAAUAUCAAAACAUGCCGAUUACGGCACUUCCAGCCUCGGUUAUCCCAGCUUCAGGACAGCGAUAACCACUGUACUUCCAAAAAAUUAGGACAGAAUGUGAAUAAAAAAAGAAUUCCAAUGUCUUCUAUUUUACCAUCAAGUACCGUGAUCACCAGUAGAAAUAGGAUAUCUGGUGGCAUAACGGAAGAGCAGUACCACACCCAUCAACAACAGCUUGUUCAGAUGCAGAGACAACAGUUAGCACAGAUGCACCGUCAACAAUCCCAACAUUCCUCAAAUAUCUCCCACGGAAGUUUACAGGGAUCCAGGAUAUCUGAUUGCUCUUCAAAAACGCUGGAUUCAGCUAGUGCCCAUUUUGCUGCAUCAGCAGUAGUUAGUGCUCCUGGACCAGGUCAGGCAGAAGUUUCCAAGGAUGCUGCAGGUCAUACUACAAACAUGAAUGGUGUCGUUCAGCCUGCAGGCACCUAUCGGAAUCUCCAAACCUCCAAUGCUUCUUCAUCCUCUAGUCCAGGGUUAUCUACUGUACAAAUUAUAAGAACUGUCAGUCGCACCUCAGCAAAUCACGUGUUCCCUGCAUUACGCACAAGCAGUCCCCAGUCGUUUCCUGUGAACAAUUCCUGUAUAGGAACUGCUGUGCGGCUGAACAGUAUGAAUGUGGUUACCCCUGUCAAUGUGCAUCUCAGUGCAAGGACUUCAGCACCUUCUCCUUCUGCCUUAAAGCUGGCCACAGCUGCUACCAGUCUUGACAGGGUGCCAAAGGUGACCCCUAGUAGUACCAUCAGUAGCUUGGCUAGGGAGAGUAGCGAACCAGAGAGAUUAUUGAAUGGUAUUGCAGACAAAACAGUAGCUAUGGAGGUGACAUAACGUCAUCUAAAGCACCUCUUCUAAGACAUAGUGAUGGAAAUCUUGCAUUCCAGUAAGAAUGCAGAAUAAGGCACCCAAUGGAUUGCAAGUGCUAAAUGUGGACCUGAAUGGUGUCAUAUCAUAAAUGUAAAAUUCUGUCUAUAUAUAAAUGUAAAUUUUGUAAAGUUCAGGUGAUCACUACCUUGUACAAUAGUUUAUUUGUAUCAUCAUAUGUAUUUCUGUUACUUGAAUACUAGAUAUUCAUCAUGCUUUGCACUUGAAAUUACAACAGAAUGAAAAUGACACAAAUCUAUGGGAUCAUGAGCAUGAAAUUGGGAUCCUUUUGUCACUUGUUUUAACUAUUUAUUUUGCCAUGUUUACAUUUUGUAACUUGUACAAAUCAACUUUGUGCUUAAAAAAAAUUUAAAGAUAUUUAGGUAGGCCAUGUAAAUCCUUGUCAUUUUUUGUACAUUGUAAAGUUUUCACUUUUUUUUCUCACAAAUUGAAUAGAUGGAUGUUUGGUAAAUACUAAGUGACAUUUCUUUAUCAGACAUUUAAGUCAAGACAAAAAAAUAGUAUUUUCUAUUGUUUUGGAGGGUGAGGGUUGUGAAACAGAAUUGAAGAUGAUCAACUUCCAUUUUGCUCCUUUUCCUGUGGCUGCAAGGCAAGUAACAGGUUAGAAAGACUGUCUGACUUUUAUGUUUGGACUCCUUUAGUAUAGUGUUUUUAUGAGUUUAUACAAUUACGAUUACAUAGGCCUUUUCAACAGUAUUAGUAUUGGAAUGUUAGUGUCAGCACUACAUCAGACAACUUCCUUGUUACUUGAUCUUGUUAAGUGGAAAAAAAUGCAGGGAAAUUAAACAUACAUAUCAGAA